AUGGAGCUAGGAUCCCAACAGAAUGGAGUGCUGGUUAACAGGACGAGGGCAGCGGAGGCUUUAUCCCACCUGUUGGACAACUCAAGGUGGACGAUCAUCCAGGUGGAAGCUCUGGUGGCAGUGGCCGCUGCGCUGCUGUUUCUCCAGCUUAUCUUGGCUACCUGGAAGCGGGUGGCUACCUGGAAGUGGCGGUGGCACAACUCCAUCGUCAGUUUUUUCCUGGCGGUGUGUAACGCGUCGCUGCUCCCUCUCGUCUUUUACACCCUUAGUAUCAUGCAGUCCUCUCCAGUCAAGAAUUCCAUGUACACUGUCUGGGGUGCAUCACUACUCAUGGCUGCGGGUGGCACGAUUGCUGUCAGCCAAUUCGAUUACGACGACAAGGAGAACAUGGUGCUGAUUCAGUGGAUUACUGGUUUUGCUCGGUAUGUGUUUUACCUUGUUAUGCUUCUUGCGCUACUGACACCAUAUAGCCAAAAGGAAUCAUGGACCAGGCGUUUGCAGCACUCAGGAACGACACACGGGAGUGCAUCCAGGUGUCUCUCUGUUCUUUUAAUGGUCCUUUAUUUGACAAGGGCCAUGGAAAUUGUUGACUUAUACAUUAGAUUUAAACUAUACAUGAAGAAAAAUGCAAAUGAUCAUCAGAAAGACACUGAUGAUGAGACCACGGAGGGCGACAAGUACCAAGUUGGCUAUGCUAUCCGUUGCCUACCCCGACCUAAGGUUCAGGUCAUAACCAUUGACCAGAUACGGGAUUGUUGUGGCAACUCAGACCGUGUAGAAACAUUGGAAAAUGUGUGCUUGUCCCUUGCCUUGUGCCAGUUCUGCUUACGACGGUACAAGGGGUUGUCCAGUGCCCAAGAGAGACUUCCUACACCCAACCAUCUUGUCUUCAAUGGGUUGCUUCAAACUGAAGAGCAUUACGAAAGAGCAUUCAGGAUUAUUGAAGUGGAGUUGGGUUUUUGCUAUGACUUCUUCUUCACAAAAUAUCACGACAUCUACUUUAAUAUGGUGAUGCACUUUCUAACGUUUCUCUUGAGAGUAAUCUUUCUUACUUUGGUUCUGGUGUAUACUGUUCAAGGCUCUGUGACUAUUGAGACUCCCGAUCCUAUCAUACAAGUACAAAUUACAAGAUCUGACUACAUCAUUACUCUAGUACUUCUUGGUACAGCCCUCGUGGUAGAACUACUGCAAGCAUUAGUUUAUCUGGCAUCAGACUGGAUCAAGGUAUCACUUGCCUGUGUGUAUGUCAAAUAUAAACAAAUUGCAUUUCUUGAGAAGUUGAUCGGUUUUCUCAUCAGAGUUUCAAUCUCUCCCCAGAGGAGAAAUAGGAAUUGGAUUGCCCAAUACACAGUUAUUUUGCCGGACAAGGUUUUUUUCAAGUUUUUUCUCAAGUGCAAUUUAGACCCUGUUGAAAUAUCCCCUGAAACAAAGAAAGCUAUUGCUGGGUCGAUCAAACCAACCUUUGGUGAGCAGACCAAUCGGCUAGCAUCACAGGUCCGCAUUAGUAUGUUUGAGCAUUGGGCACUGAAGGAUCAUUGGACACUGAAGGAUCAUUCUCAAGUAGAGAUCAUGCUGAUUUGGCAUAUCGCAACUGACUACUGUCAUCUUUCUCCGAGCAGUGGGAAUGGGAGCAUUCCAGACCGAUAUGUUGCAGUUACAUUGUCUAGAUAUUGUGCCUACUUGCUUGCAUUUGUCCCGCAACUGCUUCCAUACCAUGAAGCGGACAUAAAAGAGUUGAUACAUACGGUGAAGAAAGAAAUAGCUAAAGAUUUGCCAUCCUCUGGGGCGCCUUCAGAAAGGUAUCAAAAAAUGAAGGAAUUAGGAGACAACCCUCCGACAGUCUUCAGGAAAGGCGUGAAGCUCGGCAAGCAGCUUGAGGACGACAUGCCGGAUGAAGCACAGCGUUGGAAGGCAAUGGCAGAUUUCUGGGCCAAGACGGUCAUCUACAUUGCGCCCUCGCACAUUACUGCCAAGGAACACAUGCGACAGCUUGAGAAGGGUGGGGAGUUCCUGACCCAUGUCUGGGCCCUGCUUUCUCACGCUGGCAUCCUGAACCUCGUCAGAGACGACGACGAAGUAGCAAAGCCUGCUCAAGCUCAACCUACCCAAGAAACUGUGUGA
Messenger RNA from Miscanthus lutarioriparius, 2121 nucleotides. NCBI's taxonomy places the organism in Eukaryota, Viridiplantae, Streptophyta, Magnoliopsida, Poales, Poaceae. The record is from the annotation of a GenBank genome assembly.